UUAUUUUGAAUUCCCAGACCGGAAACGUGUUCAGCGCAGCAGCGUCUCGUCCGUCUGUCCGGAGCUGAGCGCACACCUCUGCCGGCUGCAGGCGUGCUGACAGCGGAUGCGGGCUGAACCGUAGAUCACCGUUUGUGAAACUCCGUCUUUGUCAUGUUUAAAAACCGGAUUAAUCCUCAAACUGUGUGACUGCCUUUAACCGCGAAGAUGUUGACAGACAUGAUAGUGGAGGAAGAAUUUGAGAUCAAGGAGGAGGAACCGUGGUACGACAAGCGAGACCUUGAACAUGACCUGCAGCUGGCAGCCAAGCUCGGGAAGACGCUUCUGGAGCGAAACAGGGAGCUGGAGCAAGGGCUGCAGCAGAUGUACUCCACCAACCAGGAACAACUGCAGGAGAUCGAGUAUCUGACGAAGCAGGUGGACCUUCUCAGGCAGGUCAAUGACCAGCAUGCUAAAGUGUACGAGCAGCUGGACGUGUCGGCCCGAGACCUGGAGAAGAGCAACCACAAACUGGUUCUGGACAACAGGACGGCCCAGCAGAAGAUCCAGGGGCUGACAGAAACGGUGGAGCUGCUGCAGACGCAGGUGGAGGAGCUGCAACACCAGGUGGAAGAGCUGAAGUUGAGUCCUUCUCAGCCUCAGAAGUGGCCACCUCGCAGCACUCAGAGUGUGUCCUGCCUGAAAGAGCUGCAAAACACACUCAGGUACGACUACGACCCUGACGAACCCUCAGACGGCCUUGAGUCCUCCGACAUGUCAUGGCACGAGGAGGAGCAGGCGUCACUGCGACAAUCCCUCCACACCCUCCAGACUCAGUUUGCCAGUGAGCGCGCUCAGAGGGAGGAGUUGGCGCGAGAGGCCGAGCUGCUUGCUGGUGAAAAUGCAGCGCUGGAGCAGCAGCUGGCCGGGAUGGAGGGGUGUCAGGCCAGAGUAGCUGAGCUGGAGCGCGAGGCCGAGGAGCUUCGUCAGCUCUGGAAAUCAGAGACUUCCACAAGAUCCACCAGGCCGGACGUCAUCCACAGCCUGCUGCCCAACUCGAUGUUCCUCAACCCGGAGGAGGAGAUUGAAGGGGAUGCAGCUGCAGCUAAAAGCCCCUGGGUCCUGAAGCGCUGGGACAGUGAGCGGCUGAUGAAGAUGACGCAGAUGCCCGAUUCUCCUAAUAGGAUCUACGACCACGAGUGUUCCUGCGUGCGCCGAGCCGAGGUGGUGAAGUAUCGCGGGAUCUCGCUGCUCAACGAGGUCGACGCCCAGUACAGUGCCUUGCAGGUGAAGUAUGACGAGCUGCUGCAGCGCUGCCACCUGGGGCUGCAGGAGGAAGAGCAGGAUGGCCAGAGCCACAAGUCGGUCCAGACUUUGUCCCUCGCCACCGCUUGCCCUGCUCUGACCGACAUGGAGGACUUUGAGGACGACUUUCACCAGCCAGAGUACAAGGAACUUUUUAGGGAAAUUUUCUCCCGCAUUCAGAAAACCAAAGAGGAUCUGAUUGAAAACAGAGGGAGACCCUCAGCUGGUGAAGAGCUACCUAUUUUGCAUUAGUUGCUUCCAAAAAAAGAAAGAAAAAGACCUGCUGCAAGAUUUUGUCUUCCAGUUACAGAGUGACUCUUUGGAAAGACUUUUACAGCAGCACAUGAAGCUCUACUCUUCGCUGUAUGUUUUUUGUCCAGAAAUGGUGAUCGCCAUGCAAAAGGGGUUAAGAGAUGAGAGUGACGCAGGAACAAGAAGGCCAAACACCACCAGCUCAUGUCUCAGAUGUGGCUCAUUUUGCACAGAAACACCAGUGCCUAACUCUGCCGUCUCUACUGUACAAUCACUCUACCUCACUUUGCACAACCCUGCUCACAAACAAGUUCUUGAGGAAAUCAUUUCUGGGUCUUCUUUUCAUAAGCUGUAUCGGUAACACUUUAUUUUUUACGGGUCUCAUAGUUUCCUAUAAUUUCCUAGAAAGAAAUUGACACGUUAAUGUAAAUUCACAGAAAGGUUCCUGGAAAAGACGCUGACAUAAAGAUGUAAUUUGGUACUUAAUUAUAGAGAAAAUUGAUUCAAUUAAUACACUUCCAAUAAAACUAUUUUAAUUAAUUGCUGGUGUAACCUAAAAGUAUUUUAGUCAGUGCACAGCGGGUCGGCUGAACAUGCAAAAAUGUUUCCAAGUAAAUUCCUCUGGACAACUGCUUUAGGGCUGCAACUAAUGAUCUUUUCCAUUAGUGAUUAAUCUGGCUUUAUUUUUUUUAAUAAUCAUUUAGUCUAUAAAAUGUCAGAAAAUACAACUAAAAGGGUGUCACAAGUUCACAGAGCCUAGUGACGUCUUCAAACGACUUGUUUUGUCUGAGCAACAAAACCCGAAUGUACAUUCAAUUUACUAUCAGUGAAGACUAAGAAAACCAUCAAAUAGUCGCGCUGGAGAAGCUGGAACAAGACUUAUUAUUUUGCAUUUUUGCUUAAAUAAAUGUCUUAAUUGAUUUAAUCAAUUAUCUAAAUUUCUUUUGUGUUGAUCAGCUAAUCAACUAUUUAACCAAUUAUUUCAGCUCUAAUUGCUAGUGUAACCUGAAAAGUCUUUGUCAGUGAAAUUUCAAUUGUAUAAAAUUAUGACAAUUCAAUAUAUAUAUGUGUAGAAUUAAGUGUUUUUAUUUUAAACCUGCAUUAACUACUUUUUGCCAUUUCUUCUUUUAAGUUUAUAUGGUGAACUUGUUAGCAAACAGUUGCUAAUUUAUACAUCCAGCAGUUACGGAGCAACUUUAGCAUUUAUUUGGAGUUGUGUUUCUGGCCUCAUGAUGACUAUAAGUCCAAUAUUCACUCUCUUUUAGGUCUCUAGCAACUCCUAACUGUGUCUGUCUGCUGUUUGGUGCCGAGCAGGUAGUGUACAGACUGCUGCCUGCUGCGGCUGAAAACGUCAUUAUGAGAGCAGUGACAGUGAACCAAAAGAGGUGUGAGAAAGGUGUGAGCUGGACAGCUAAACGAGCUGAAACUCACUGUAAAGCUCCAUAAAGCCGAGGGGAGCUGCAGAUUCAGGUGAUAAUUCUUGUACUGUAGGUUCAUCGCUACGAGCGACCCUUUUUACGUUGUCACAUUGCUUUCAUAUUGUCUUUUGACACAUUAUAAAAAUAUCAGUUGUAGCCGCUUUAAGUCACUGGAAAUCAGCUACUUAUAAACUCAACGAAACUUAAAUAACUUUGCCAUAACUUUGUAUCUAUUUUCCCUGUAAUUAGUCCCAAAUUUAACUGCUCUUUCCAGGAAAAUUCCUACAAAAAUUAUUACAAAAUUAUGGAUCCAUAAAAUAAAAUGUUAUUGCUGUAUCUGCUGUUUGUUUUGUUUACUGAGCUCCUAUGAUCUCAUGUGAACUUUGUAUAUAUUUUUGCAACUAUAUAUAUCUAUAAAUAACUAUCAUAUCGUGAUAGUUUUGUCUGCACCUAUAAAAGCGACUAAUGCAAAUGGUGAUUCAAGGUGCUAAAAUAUAUUAGGACUUUUGUAAUUAUAACGUUUAUUUCUCAAAAAUUAUACUUGAUUAUUGUAUGAUAGGUUAGAGGACCGUGAGUGAAUGUUAUAUUAAAGGGAAGUUCUGAGGUUUACCAAAACUCUCUAUGUACUUGAUAAUGUAACGGCCUCCUGAUAUAUUAGCCUCAUGGAGCCGUGUAUCAUUAGAAGCUUUUCUCAGCAGCAGCUCUGUUGCUUUUGUUGCCUGACGUUCAUGUGUCCUUGUUAUGCUUAAGACUGUUAGUAGAUGUCUAUAAAAUCACAUUGAGAUGCACUUUAGAAUUGCACACGCGUUAUCAAUGCUUUUCUGACACUUUACAUUUCUGUCUUCAUGUAGUUAUUAACAAGUGUGAUGUACUACCAGACCUGAGUAACCUGCAGUCUGUAUGUAUGUUCGAUGUGUUUCAUGAUUGGACCUCAUGGUUUAUGUUGUUGCUCUGAUCCAUAAAACAUGAAGCAAGCUGA
Molecule: messenger RNA, 3933 nt
Organism: Siniperca chuatsi (mandarin fish)
Lineage: Eukaryota; Metazoa; Chordata; Actinopteri; Centrarchiformes; Sinipercidae
Product: cerebellar degeneration-related protein 2-like
Exons: 6
Coding region: 208-1536 (442 amino acids)
Source: RefSeq, a predicted model, not a curated record